Nothoprocta perdicaria is the source of this 1784-nucleotide messenger RNA. RefSeq names its product osteoclast stimulatory transmembrane protein (gene OCSTAMP). Bases 112 to 1653 code for a protein of 513 amino acids. Gene Ontology annotation, cellular component: membrane. Lineage: Eukaryota; Metazoa; Chordata; Aves; Tinamiformes; Tinamidae. The record is from RefSeq and is a predicted model, not a curated record. The transcript is spliced from 3 exons.
UUGUCCUGGCACUGGGGUAUUUCUUCAGGUUCUGCACUUCUUUCUGGAGUUACCUGCCUUUGCUGAUCUAGAUUCCUUUAAAAUGCUUCUUUUUUGAGUCUGGGAUUUUGCAUGAUAACUGCCUCAAUUUUCUCUUCUGGGAGUCACAGCUGUGUCCAAGAUCCUCUGAGUGCAACAAGGAGCAUGGAGGGGGUACGAGCAAGACUGGUGCACCUUUCUGCACCUUGGUUGAGACUCUGUGUCUACUGUGAAGACUUUGUGCUCCCUAAGGUACACAGGACCAUGCUAGAUCUAUGGUCAAUUUACUCAAAGCCCGUCCCAGCAAAUACCAGAGAGUUGUGGGCUUUAUUUCUACAGUGUUUCUGCAUUACAGUGGUGGUAGGAGGCCUCUUUUACAACUGGAUGUUUGCUUCCCUGGAGUAUUCACAAUAUCUCUCUACUGCGAUUGCCAUUUCCUUCAGUCUGCUCCUUCUACUGACCCUUUUCUUGGUGCACCCUGCCCGUUGUGCCUUCAGCAUCAUCAUGCCUACUUUAGGUACAAAACAAGGUCGGAAGCUUCUCUUGUCUACCUGCAUCAUGAUUGUGGCAGUUAAUGUAACACCAAACACUAUAAGUAACAUUAAAGUCAUACUGCAGGUUAUUGAAUGCAUCUGCAAAAAUUCCUCGGAGAGCCUUUUGAACUCAACAGCUCUCCUAGGAGAGGCAUCGUGGGAGCUUGGAGAUGUAAUCCAAACAGCUGAUAUUAGUGCUUUGCGGCCUAGGAAUGGACACUUUAAAUUUGCACUACUUACUAACAGCACCUUGAUUAACCAGCAAAUGCAUCUUGCUGGUGAGAAAAUUAGAAAAAACUUUCUGGCAGUUGAGGGACUGGUAAGAGCCUCAAUACAAGCAGGGAACAGAUUAGUUGCUGGCUUCUCUGUGCUCUAUCUCUGCUUUGAGUCCACCUGGUAUUUGAAAAACUAUCUCACCAACCUUCGCUUUGACAAUUUCUACAUCACCAAGAAACUGGAGCAUUUAUCCAUGGCCAGAAAAGCAACUCAUCUGCUGACAGGUUCAUCCAAAUGUUUCCUUCGGCCAACAGGCCCAAAGCUGUCCCGGGAGGAAGUGAUGCUCUGCCUCACGCAGAUGGUGUUCCUUACCGUGGUCUUGAUGCUCAUGCUGGUCAUCAUAGCAAUGGACCACUUCGCAUUUCGCAUGGCAGACACUGCGGUGAGGAACGUGGCUCAGUUCUCAGUGGUGCCCGUGACUCUCAACAUCAAAUACAACGCAAAAAUAAGGAUCCUACCCUUUCUCCAGAAACUUUUCUGCAAUUUUUGUGCAGAAUCAUCAAUUCAGGACUUCGAAAAAAGCUACCAUCAUAAUCUGCACUUCAGCUCUGCCCAUUGCAGGAUCAACCCACCAAGGCCUCCCAAUGACUCUGUGGUUCUUGUUGUUGGGCUGCUCUACUGCAUCAUCUAUACCACGGUGUUUCUGGAAACCUAUGCCCACCGCUCGUGCAGAAAAAUUGCAGCCUCCUUCUUCGAGAGCCAGGAGGAGAAGCGAGCACACUACCUCUACAACAAGCUGUCCAGGAAGUACGAGGAGGAGAAAAACUGUGAGAAACUAAGAGCACUUUUAGAAAUCCAAGGAUUGUCUGAGGCUUCUGGGCAGUAGCUGGGCUCAGGCUUCUGGGAUGGGAUUAUGUCACUGCCUUCUCCUGACCAGUUUAUAUUCCAGAGGCUAAGUGUUUGGAAGCUGGGAAAAAUAUUUGCUUUAAAAAAAAACAACUAUUGCUUUGAGCUAUU